Vigna unguiculata (cowpea) is the source of this 1434-nucleotide messenger RNA. RefSeq lists its product as uncharacterized. The record is from RefSeq and is a predicted model, not a curated record. Lineage: Eukaryota; Viridiplantae; Streptophyta; Magnoliopsida; Fabales; Fabaceae.
AUGGCUACUGCUACUACUAGUGAAGCGGAUGUGCAAGUGCCAUUGAAACUUCUGGUGAACAAAUGUACGAACAAAGUCAUAUUUGCCGAAGCAAAUAAAGACUUUGUGGAUAUCUUGUUCAGCUUCUUAAUGCUGCCUUUAGGAACCAUUGCAAGACUCGUAGAAAAAGACUCUAACAUUGAACCACUUACAAUUGGUUGUCUGCAUUCACUCUAUCAUAGUGUGCAAAAUCUCGACAACCAAUGUUUCUGUACACAGGAAUGCAAACAAAUGUUGGAGCAACCUAGGAACAUACCUGAAGAUUAUUGCAACACUCUUAAGCUUAACAUUGAUGAUCCUCAGUCCAAAGAGUAUUUCAUAUGUUCCAAGUCUGAUCCAGGGAAACACCUUUUGUCCCCUUUCAAAACUGAACUAAACUGUUCUUGUGGGAGUCCUUUGACCCGUGUUUUCUUUAAACAUUCAUUCAGUGGAUUUGUUCACGACAAUGCGACUUUUGUCAUCACUGAUGAUUUAGUUGUCAUACCAAACUCUGUGAGUAAACUGAACCUUGCAGUGCUCCAAAAUUCAGGAAUAAAAGACCCAAGUGAAGUCCAGGAAAUGACUGUGAAUGUCACAAAGGAAAAGAUACUGGAUCUUCUAAAGUGCUCUUUGAUUUCCAAGUCAUGCCUGACAUAUUUGCUUUCAGAAAAGAAACCGAUACUCGAUAGGUCAACGUUUUCGUUAUGUAGUGUUGAAUACGACAAGAACAUCGAAAUCUCAUUGAAUCUAGUCAUAAGAAAAUCAGAUGGCAAAUUACUGUAUGCUCAAGGGGAUAAUCAUUUUGCAGACAUGAUUUUAAGUUUUCUGACUUUUCCUCUAGGAGGAGUUAUACGAAUUCUUGGAGGAAACUGUUCCUUGGGAUGCAUCGAUAAACUGUACAAGAGCAUUGUUGAUUUAGAAGAAAACAUUUAUUGGAUGUCAGAGGUAGUAAAGAAGAGACUCAUUGAUCCUUCCUUGGUAUCAUCUGUCUUAUUGACCAACCAUAUUUUUCCAUUUUUCCACCCAAAUCACUACAAGUUCUGCACAGACUAUGUGGAUUUUUCGAGUGGAGAUGGUACUGUGAAUAUGUCGUGUGUCAAAAAUGAUGGACGUUAUUAUUCUGUUACACCAACAGUAUGGUAUUUACAGAUGUUUUUAUAUGGUUUCGGUUAUGUGAAGGGCCCACAAACGUACCUGGUUACGGAUGAUUUGGUGGUAGCACCGUUUUCUACAACUUCAGUUUUAAAUUUAAUCAAUUGUUCGAAAACUCCUUUGAGUGACCUCAAGGAAAAAAAUGUUGUCAUUGGCUUUAAGGAGUGUAUCAACAUUUUGAAGGCCUCGUUGACCUCCACCUCUGCUCUCACAAAUGGUCUUGAUCACUUCUUCACGGAUGAUAAGGGGAGAAUUGAUACGUGA